Protopolystoma xenopodis is the source of this 321-nucleotide messenger RNA. The record is from the annotation of a GenBank genome assembly. Lineage: Eukaryota; Metazoa; Platyhelminthes; Monogenea; Polystomatidea; Polystomatidae.
AUGGCUGUGGAAGAGAACGGACACCUACUGUUUUGGAAUGUGGAUGUCAUUCGCUCCGAGGAGGCUCUCAAGAAACGACUGUUGCGAAAGAAAUCGCAUGCGGGAAUAAGCCUUAACUUCCAAUUUAACCAUACUUAUGGAACGAAGAUUGGAAUAAUCCGGAGUACGGUCAUAAGAGGCCUACGACUUACUGACUCUGAGUUCUGGGAAGAGAAACCGGAAAAACUAACUCAGAUGUCUCUUGGAAGCGGACAUACAGAAGAAGCAACAUACAAGUGGAAGGACCAAGGUUAUGAAAGGAAAGCAUGGGAAAAAGAGUAA